ACUCAUGGUCUAUAUGAAGCUCGCUCUACUCAAGAAUCGUACUGGAAGUUUCCAAAAUUCGUUUUCUUGCAAAUCAUCAAUUUUUAAAACAAGAGCUAAAUAAUUAUAGUUUUCAGAAACGAUUGAAGUAUUAUGAGAUGGCGUUAAGCUUCAAGCAGCAGAUAAUUUGCAGGUGGAUUUGCAUGGCGUUAAGCGGCCUGGGAUUUGUGUGUUACUGUGUGGCGUUCAUUAUUCCGUACUGGGUGUAUAUCCGGACAGAUGGACACGUCCUCCGGUACGGAGUGUUUUCGGUCUGUAUCGUUACAGCACGGAGCAUGGCAUGCGGGACAGUCGCCCCGGAAACAGUGAACGGUGUGUUUGUGGCAGCCCAGGCGUUUGCUACCCUAGCCCUUCUGACCUACUUCGUGGCUGCCGUUAGCUGUGCUCUCACCCUGUGUUGGCCUUACCCGUGGAGUCGCUACUUCCUGUUUGUGUGUGGAGGAUCGGCUUUGAUCACAACCCUAUUCGGAGGAACAAUGACGGUGCUUUAUAUCAUGUAUCACGUCGAGAUGCUGUCAUCACUACAAUUUGGGUUCUACAUGGCAACCGGAAGUCUCUUUGUGACACCUAUUGUCGGCGUUUUUGCAAUUCUUGCCGGCAAAGCAACAACACGUCCAAAGGAGGACAAUUCAGACGAUGGAAGCUUUCUAACUCUAAGACCUCUAUUUUCCCCGCGAUCGUCGAGGUGGAAGCGACAACCGUCAACUCCACCCCCUACUUCUUCAACAAGUUUGGCAGUGACCUCCCCUGUACGGGUUUCGGUGGAUGAGUCAAUGACGUCACACGAAAGAGACCGGCGGAUCACUGUUUCGACCAUUACUGUUUCACCGGGACGGUUCUCAGCCGAAAACCCUGUCACCCCAUCUCAGAUUUUGCCAAUGUUUAAGCAAACACCACAAAACAGACGAAAUGAAAACGCUCGUGCUCAUCGAUUGACCAGUUUUUAAAUGUGCGUAACAGACCACGUGGCUAUGGACCUUACGGAACUGGAAUGUAACCUACGGCGGCCCUCGUGUAAACCCGCAGUCCGGCUGGUAUAUUUACCAUGCUUGUUUGUAUGGCGAGAUUUUUUAACCUAGUGUUACUGAAUUUAUUAGUCCCCCGUACAUGCCGCACAUGUGCAGUCAGCGUGAUAUCUAAAAGGUCGUUGCUGAUUAAAAACCAGAACAAGAACCCACCAAUUCCCGGUUAUAGGUUUGCACUCCGUCUUUAGGUUCUCCGUCCAAAGAGUUUGUCCAGUUGAGUAGCCAGAUUUAUUUUGCAAAUACGCUUUGGGAUGGCGAAGUGUCAAGAGCACUUUUGACCUAUGGUUUGACAUUUGACCCGGACCACUGAAAAAAAUGAAACUGAAGAAUGUUUGAUUUUGCUAGCACAUUAGUUAGUUCAUAUGAGUGUACACGAAUUGUACUUUACAAUGUGACUUUUAUUUCUAAUACUACAGAAGAUGUUUAUUUAAAUACACUAUGUACUUGCUGACCAGUCGGUAUAGUCUUCAAUAAAACAUCAAGGUACCGAACCUUUAAUAUUCGUGGAUGAAUGUUAUUGAACGCAAAACUCUCAUCGAUACUGAAUUAAUAAGUAUUUCAGGAACUGAAAAAAAGUAAUUCAAAUAUUUCGCGAAUAGUGUUACAUGAAGACAAUAUGGAAUUCAAACAUCCGCAAAAUGACUUUUAAACACAGUAACACGCAUGGCACAUGACAGUCUUUUAAAUUUCUAGCCUUGCGAAAAAUACCAUUCUGAUAAAAAAAAAAAAAAACAUAUGAAUUACAUGGUUACACAUGUGUGAUAGUUUAUGGAAGUCAGCUCGUCUCGAUUCGAUUCAGAAUCGACCCUCAAUAUAUCCAGUUGACCGUUUUUAUAUGCAACUUAAACAGGUUGCUCUUCGACACUUUGGAAUUAGCCAGGUCAUUAACAUGGUGUUUUGUUAUGUCUGUAUAAUUAUCUUGGACUACGACUGUUUAUUUUUUUCUGAACUUUUCAUUUCGAAGUUUGGUUUCGGUGUCUUUCAAAGUCGAUUCUUUCCGGUGUUCUGCCAUUCGGAUACCGAACCGUCGCUGGCGACGUUUUGUAUAGGUACUAUAUCCUUAGGGUGUACUAGGAUGACCCGGAUCGUCUUAUAGGGCUUAAUGAAGCAUUGUUGGUAAGUGCUAUAUUUGAAGCUGAUAUAUGUUGUCAGCACAAAUGAUUUCCUUGAUCAGGAAUAACCGCUUCGAAGUACAUCGUCAAUAGGUGUGUUGGUAAAGAGAGAUACAACAUCAAAUAAAACGAAUUCUUCGUCAAUUUGAAUAAUAGCGGUGGACAUACUUUCAGCACUUGACAUGGUAUUCAAAUUAACUGAAACAGCACCCAAAGAAUGUCUGCUAUAGAAGUGAAAAUAUUAUAUGGGUCUCUUCAUUAAAAAAAAAAAAGCAUUUUUUUCUUUAUUUUUUUUUAAUGAGAAAGGCGGGCUUGCAACGUGCCCAAGUUUCAUAAUAAUGCUGAUAUAUCUUGUUUUGUUUAUUUGUAGUUCGAUCCUUUGAAUGUGUAU
Mizuhopecten yessoensis (Yesso scallop) is the source of this 2567-nucleotide messenger RNA. RefSeq lists its product as uncharacterized. The record is from RefSeq and is a predicted model, not a curated record. The coding region runs from base 138 to 986 and encodes 282 amino acids. NCBI's taxonomy places the organism in Eukaryota, Metazoa, Mollusca, Bivalvia, Pectinida, Pectinidae. The transcript has 3 exons.